AUGGCAAGCCGCCAUGACCUUGAGCUUCACUCCAUCGCCAACGGCGACAUCAAGGAAGACCCUUCUAGUCGUUUGGUAGGAGAGAUCAUCCAGAAAACAGCCAUGGCUUCCUCACCUACAUCAAAUGCGCUAGUUAAGCGGAGCUCGGAUACUGACCUGAUGCCACCUCCGCCCUUGAAGCGCAUCAAACGCCCGCCAAAAGUUCUUGACGAAGACGACUAUACCGAUGCACUGUCGCACAUCAUCGCAAGGGACUUCUUCCCCGGGCUUCUUGAAACGCAAACCCAGCAAGAUUACCUCGAUGCCUUAGAUUCGAAAGAUAAACAAUGGAUCGCUGCCGCAGGGCGCAGAUUGUCGGAAGUCAUGACCCCCGGUCGACAGGGCCGGCGAGGCGUGAGCUUGUCCACUCCGAUGCGCACCCAGCGGCCGGAGGAUACGCCCAGGCAGUGGGGCGGGGAUACGCCGAUUUCUGUGUCCUCCGCCGUAUCCUCAUCCCAAACUACGAUGACGGAAAGUACGAUGAAGAUUGAUGCGGCCAACAUGAGUCUCGGCGCGUUUCAGGCGAAAUAUACAAGCGAGGAUAACGAGUCGUUUAAUAAGCUUCUUGAUCGGCAGAAUGAGAAGCGAGCGGAGAAAUAUGCGUGGAUGUGGAGUGGGAAUAAGAUUCCGACUGCAAGGCAGAUUGCCUACCGGCGGAAAGAGUCGGAAAGGUUAGAGGGCCAGAAGAGGAUAGAGGGAAGUAGGGAGCUUAUCAAGACGGAUCUUGAUGCCCGACCCGCGAGACCGGAUGCGUGGAAACCAAAGGCUGAAAAUCCAUUGAUGUUUACCCCUUCGUCGGUGGAAGAUACGCAUGAGACUGUGCAACAAAAAGCUGAAGCCGCUUCGCGCGCUGGGCCGAAACGAGUUCUAUAUCAUAACACGAGGGUCGAACCCAUAUCACCCGCAAGCAAUGAUACCCUCAAUGCACCCCCGCCAUCACCCUCAAUUUCCGCCAUUCGCGAUGCCAUUGCUGGCCGGCCACGGCCCACAGAUUCGGAGCCCGGUUUCACUGGCGGUGAAACACCUCGAGUAAACGGCUAUGCGUUCGUCGACGAAGAUGAACCGGAGCCACAGCCUGCCUCCGUUGAACCAACUUCAGACGACGAAGACCCGCACCUUAGAUUCUUGGCUGCAUCCGCAUCGUCCACCCCAAAUCCUUUCAAACUGCAAGAAACCCGCCGUCGUGAAGCUUUGCACCAUCGCAUGGUUGAACGUGUCGCGAGGACUAAGCGUGUUGAAAAGACCGCUAGCAUCACGAAGACGCCGGUUCCAAGAUUUCCUAGUAGUCCCAUGGUGGGAUUCGGAGGGAGGACACCGGGUGGCGGAGCCGGAACGAGUAAGGCUGGUUUAACGCCUGCAGGACAAAGGCUGUGGGCAAGCGUGGGGAAUAGCACUCCCCGGAGGGCGGAGUUGGGGGGUGCUGGCGGAACGCUUUUAAAGAACAUGUGGACGCCGACUCCUAGGAGGAGUAAAUAG
Messenger RNA from Uncinocarpus reesii 1704, 1515 nucleotides. RefSeq lists its product as uncharacterized. The record is from RefSeq and is a predicted model, not a curated record. Lineage: Eukaryota; Fungi; Ascomycota; Eurotiomycetes; Onygenales; Onygenaceae. Bases 1 to 1515 code for a protein of 504 amino acids. Gene Ontology annotation, cellular component: catalytic step 2 spliceosome. The transcript has a single exon.